UUUUCCGGUUGGUGUUUUGGGUUCUUUUUAUUGUGGUUGUGGCUGGACCGCUUGGGAAAGGCUGCUGCAUUUUGUAUCCUGUCUUGCACGGGAUGGUUAUUUUUAACUACGCGAACAAGGGGAGGGGGAUUGUAAACGCUUCAGUUUUUGUACCUUGGGGAAAGGGAGGGGAGGUAUAGGAGUUGAAGGAGAAGACCUCCAGGCUUUUUUUGCUCUCAAUCCAGAGAAGGGUGAUGUGAUUGCAAAAAAAAAAAAAAGCUCGAUCCCUAACGCAUUUCCUCGGAAGUAAGUCUAUCCGUAGCAAACUGGAGCUCAUCUGCUAGGUCAACGUGCAGAAAAGCAGCCUUGAACGCUGAGGCAGGCGCAGCAGUUACCUAGAUGGGGGGGGGGGGGUCCUGAAUGUAAUAUAGAGGGGAGAGGGAAGUUCUCCUGCGCAAGCCCCCCCCCAAUUGCGAGGAACGGGAUUAACGCAAUGAUUAUACUCAAGGUAGCCAGAAGACAACAGUUCUUAGUAGUAAUAAUAUUUACAUAUAUUGGCAGGUGCUUUUAGUUUUAUGUUGUGCGAGGAGCGGGGGACACACACACAUUGCUGGGACGCCCGAGGUGUGUCCGAAAGGUGUGCACCCUCUGUGACAAACAAUUGCCCAGUCGUCCUUUCCUAUCUGUUUGAACUUUAUUGUAGUAUGCAAACAAUGUAUUGUGGGUCCCAUCUGCUUGGAAACUCUGUUGUUUUAGGGCUUCAUUAACUUGCCUCUUUGAAAUGCAGAGAACGCCUGGGCUAAAUCUGUCUUUGCAAACUUCCGAAAAGUUGAGACGUUUUUAUUAGAGCAAUCGAGAGUGACCAAAAACAAAAAACAAAACAAAACACGGGUGGUUGGGAGGGUGGGGGGAGGUGUAUAUUUUGAUUUGGGGACAGCAGGCUGUUGUCCAUGCCUCUGUGUGUGCGUGGUGCGGGUGGGGUGGGGGCUUUUGGAGAGGGUGGAAAGAAUGGAACAUUUCUGCUAGACGCUAGGGGUGCUGGUGAUACUAGGAUGAAACCCCCCUUUGUCUAUUUGCGCAUGGCAUUCUAAAAAAAGUGGCGGUGGCGCUUUAAAUAAAAAAAAGAAAGAUAAAUAUAUAUAUAAAUAAAAGAGUAGGCCUAGCUAUUCGUUUUCCCGAAAAACCCAUGUCUUGAGACAAGACUGGAUGGAAUACAGAUGAAAACAGGAGAGGGCGGGGAAAAUAAAAAAUGGAAGCGAUCAAGGUCAGGAGAAAGAGGAGAACGGAUGUCUCAAAGGUGUAUAACUACCGUAGUAUACCUUUGUGUCUGGUAGUCUUCGUGGAAGGAAAGUUCUUUCUCUUUCUCUCCGCGCAAUGGAGUUGGCCUGCAACUCUGCAAAAGUGUCCUUAGUCCUAAAUUUUGUAAUGAUUCCCAUUGAAACAAAUUAUUCCCAGUAUGGUAUGCUUUCAAGUCAGGCUUGUCUCUGUUCUUAGUAGACAAAUCUGCAGCUGCGAUCCCGAAUUUCCUAUGUUGUCGCCCGACAAUAUAUUAGCCCCGCUAGGCUAAAACAACCGGGGCAGGUAUGGGUUCCCCCCGCCCGAUCGGGGUGGCGCACUUUACAAAUAGGUUGCGACGUAUUAGUUGAAUUAAACGGUGCACCUGAUGAAAUCCAUGGAAGAUGGGGGGUGGGGUGGGUCUAAAUCCCGGGAACCUUGUUACUGACGUGAAAGCAAGCCCUAUUGAAAUCAGCAGCUCUUACUUCCAAUUGAAUACGUUCAGGUUCGGGAUGCCCGUGUUGGAAAGCCGGUGCCUUCGUGCUCGCACGGUCCAUUACCUGGAAGUUGGAGAUUUGGAUUCCAGUGGCAUAGACUCUCUGGGGUAUAGGCUUAAUAUGGCAUUAUUAAUUGAAACACAAACGCCUUGUAUGUUAUCUAACCAGCAUAUGUUGUAGGAAGCGGGCGUAGAGACAUGAAUUAACGCAGCCUUCAUGCCACGAGUUUGGUUGUUUCGGGGUGGAAAGAGGACAACAAGAAUGUCUGAGUGCCUGCUUUGACUUUUUCCAAACUAAUUUUUGACUCAUGUGGGAGGCUGGUCUCGAAGCACGUGCGUUUCCUCCUCCUCCGCUCCCCAGCUAAACGGUUUAAAAACCAAUAACCUCUUGCCUAUGGUAGUAUAUUCGAUACAUAGGAGAAACGAACUAUCUUCACUAAUAGGGCCAUAAUCUAUUGCUCUGCUCUGAUUCAGUUUCAUCCAGCGUGACAUCUCAUAGGUAGUCCAGUGCCAACUGCUGAGUAAAUAAUGAACAAACUGUUCUACCUGACGAAGAAUUACGUGUAACCUGAAGGAUUCCCUAUUCCUACACUAAAAUAUUGGGACCGCUUCCUUUCUUUUAAUUUUUAAAAACCGCAACACGAAUUCCAACACGUCUCAUUUUUCCAGUCCAGCAGCCUUAACAGCUAUCUACAUAAAACCGCGCUGCUCCCGACUUCCUACCGCAAAAGGUCCAUUACUUACACAAACUGCAUAUUUUAUUGCUUUAUAUCCCCCUUUUUUCGGAAAUGAAAUUCCUUUGAUCCUCCCCCAUUCCUCUUCCCUAGGGUGAAAAGGGAUGGAAUUGCCCCAUGUGUGUUGGGAGGGGAAGCCACACCCUGUUUUCCUGUUUAUAUUUGUAUUUGUUUUAAGAUCUCCCUCCCUACAGUAAAAUCCUACAAGUGCCUACUCAGAGUUAAGCCCCAUUGCGUUCAGUGGGACUCAUCCCUGGGUAAAUGUGUGUUAUUAGACAACCAAAUUAUCGGAAUAAGCCUAAUGUUAUUCCUUAUUACAACGAAAUCGGGCGAACAGGGUCGUUUUAGUUCUAAUUAAACGAUAAAUCUCACUGAAGUGGAUUGGGAGUAACUUUGUUUCUGCUUAGAUCCUGCAACAGACUUUCCUUCCUUCCUUCCCUCCCAACUUUUCUGGACUACCUUUCUGCAACAGUAUUCCUUCUGCGGAGGAAGAUGCAACAGUGGAUUACGCGACAGAGUUGGGCUAACAACCACGCGAUUUUGCGACGUGUGUUGCAAGCAAAUAUUUCCAGACAUACCUUCCUCCUGAAAAUCGGAUUAUUUGUUUCUUUUUUGUUUUUUGUUUCGCCCCAAUGGCCAAGCACCUUUCCUCUUCGCUGUAAGCCAAAGCGGAAGACUUCUAGCCAAACUCAAAGGAGAAUUAUCUCUCUCUGUCUUCUGUAUGUACCCUGUAGAUCCGAAUUUGUGUAAAAGAAGCUGCGUCACAAAUUCGCAUCUAGGGGAAUAUGUAGUUGACACAAACGCUACGGAACGCAUCCCUCAAGAAGAAGGAGGAGGAAAAGAAAGGGAGAAAAAAGGACGAAGCAAAUCGUUAAAAGACUUUCCCUUCAAGGACUAUUCCGUGUUGGUGGUGUGUUGCUUUAAUGGCAGUGGGGGGGCCCCCGCCCCGCCCCGCCACCAUGUUUUAAGCAUCCAGACAGGUUGAUUCAAAUUAUCGGGUAUCUUCUGCGGAACAGGAAAUCCACAGGGAGAGAACAGAACAGUUAUUCCCUUCUGUGUUCAUAUGCUUGCAGAAAUUGCUCUCUAGAACCAUGCCUUUCUUUCUGUAAAUCGGGCUGAGAGAAAACAGGUCUCUAAAAAUUACCUGUUUGGUGCCAUCUGUGCGGAGGCGCCACUCAGCACUCAGAAGAGACAGGUGACAGGUCCCUGCCCCGAGGGUUUCCAAAAGGGGUGGUCACAUUGCGUCUUAAUGAAAACGGACAUUUAGGAAAUAGACAGGAAAAUGCAGGGUAUGUUCCCUUACUUAAAUACUUCUUUAAAAAGCUAUGUAUGCAGCUGGAUUUUUUUAAAAUCAUCGUAUUGUAGACUAACCCUAACUCCCUGCUCCUCUGUCUCCAUGCUUUUUAAAAUAUAUUUUCUCCUCCUUGGGGGGGGGGAGUACCAGUCUAAACCAGAACCUGUCUUUUAAAGGGAUGGGUAACCCGAAUUAGUUAAUGGCGUUUCUAUCGAUCUCAAACGAGCUCUAUCUAUCUUUGCCACCGGCAGGGCUCUAUCACAAAAAUUUAGGCAGUAGCUAGAAGAUUAAUGCAUCAUAAACCGAGGAGAAUAUUUCCUUUCCUCCCAGUCUCCUAUUGUUCAGACUACAUGUGUUGUUACCGUAUUUUGCUUUUUUACUUCGAGGCAAACUCUGCCGUGGGGAAUCGUGUGUGUACACUCUCACACGCACGCUCGCCAGUAUCGACAGUGAUUUUAAUUCAGUCAAUGCACCGGGUGGGGGCACUUGGAUUUUGUGAUGACUUCUUGGCUAUGAGAUGAUAGAUUUCUUCGGGAUAUGAAAUUAUGUAAAUCCUGAUAUGUAAAAAGAUAAUAAUGAUAACUGUUCCGCAAUGCGGAGUCCCACCUAGAUUCCUGAGUGCAUUUAUAUGUAAAGUUAAGUCCAAUUUACUUUAAAACAACCUGCUUCCAAGUUGACUGUGUGCUGGCAACGGAAAGGCUAAAAGCGUCCUCCCCCCCCCCUUUCCCCCUUCUUGAUUAUUUCCUUAUCCGGGAAUCCCAGGCAACCUCUCCAUUGGUUCCUGGGGUCACAUGAACAUCUAACUUUGUUCAGUUGACGGCAAAAGUAGGAGGGCUCUUCGAAACAGGAAAACGAGUGAGAAGGGGAGGGGAAGGAAGGGAGAAGGGGGAAGGGGAGGGGGCCCCGAAAGAAAUAGGAAUAAAUUUUAGUAUAUUUUUUGGGGUGUGCGUGUGUGUGAGUGAGCGGGAGUGUGCGUGCUGGCGCGCGCGCGCCCUUUUGCAAUUCCAAAAUUAAUGGCCAUGAGUUCGUUCUUGAUCAACUCCAACUAUGUGGACCCCAAAUUCCCACCAUGCGAAGAAUAUUCCCAGCACGAUUACCUUCCCAGUCAUUCUCCGGAAUAUUUCGGCGGCCAGAGGCGAGAGGAGAACUCUUUCCAACCCGAGGCGUUGUACCCAGCGCGGUCCGCCUGUAACCAACCAUCCUAUCCUCCAUGUCAGGGCUCUGGGCACCCAGCAUCGGUCCUAUCUCCCAGGAGCCAGCGUGUCCAUGCUCCAGCUGGACUUCAAAACCAUCUCUCCGAAUCAAACCACACUUGCGAAUCCAUCACGCCAAGCCCACCGCCUUCCUGUAGCCAAAACUCUCUCAACCAAAGCCCGUCCUCAUGCAAAGAACCGGUAGUUUAUCCUUGGAUGAAGAAGGUUCAUGUUAGCACGGUCAACCCCAACUACGCGGGAGGGGAGCCGAAGCGUUCCAGAACAGCAUAUACCAGGCAGCAAGUCUUGGAGCUGGAGAAGGAAUUCCACUACAACCGCUACCUCACCCGGAGGCGGAGGGUGGAAAUCGCCCACACGCUUUGCCUAUCCGAGCGCCAGAUCAAGAUAUGGUUUCAAAACAGGAGGAUGAAAUGGAAAAAGGACCACAAGUUGCCCAAUACUAAGAUCCGUUCCAAUUCUGCCGCCAACCUCUCGGCGCAAGGCGCGGGAGGAGCCCAGGACCGAGGCAAUGGACCAACCCCAAACCCCACCGCCACCCCGACCACCCCCACCCUAUAACUGGCCUUUGAGCUUGGCGGCCCUCGAGUGUGUAUGUGUGCGUGUGCGCGUGCGCGCGGAUCUGUGUGCUUAAGAACUGAUGUGUGAAAGCGAGGGAGGCCUGGUAGUUUUCCUGUUCCUAAGGGAGAAACAUGGGGGUGUUAGGGGGAGGGGACAAGUGGGUGGGUGAACGGGGACCACUAUUUAUACGAGGGGAGAAGAAACAAAGGAGGAUGAGAGGGUUUUUUUUUUUCGCGGGGGAGGGGGGGAAUUAGUUCUUUGGCCGGAAAGCAGGGUUGCUGUGUUUGGGGGGUAGCUCCUCUGUUCUAUAGGAGAUGGGGUUUUCAGAUUUGGCUAAGAUGGAUCCCUUUUUCAUCCUUAAUCAAGCCAAACUCGGGCCCAUUUGUCAUGUUUACUCUCGCGUACAAACGAAGGACCUUAUGCCAACCAUUAGCGCGACAGCUAGAGUCGUCUUUAAUAAAUGAGGCCCGGUUUCACCUAAGGAGAACUGGACUCUCUCUCUCUCUCUCUCUCUCUCUCUCUCUCUCUCUCUCUCCUUCUCUCCCCCUUCUUCUACCCUACCCACCUCACGAGCCAGAAACCCCAGUUUAAACCCAGACUUUUACCCACAAGGCGACAGAAAAGUGUUGUUGGCAUCUGCUUAACACAGCUCUAGAUAGGAGAGGGGAAAAUAGAAUUCUCACAGCCCUCUAAGGACUUUACUGGAUGAUAAAUAUUGUAAUAUUCCAAGUAAGGAAGGGCAUCACGCGGCCGCGGCGGUGGGGGGCGAGAAUCGGGGAAGGACACAAAAUAAAAAAAAGAGAGGAAGAAGCAAUGUAAUUUAAAGGCGGCAGGAAAGUACUUCAGGUUAAUUAUCUAACCUGGAAGACCUGGAAAGCGGAGAAGGGCA
This is a messenger RNA of Zootoca vivipara (common lizard), 6439 nucleotides long. RefSeq names its product homeobox B4 (gene HOXB4). Gene Ontology annotation, cellular component: nucleoplasm; nucleus. Gene Ontology annotation, biological process: positive regulation of transcription by RNA polymerase II; anterior/posterior pattern specification; embryonic skeletal system morphogenesis. NCBI's taxonomy places the organism in Eukaryota, Metazoa, Chordata, Lepidosauria, Squamata, Lacertidae. The record is from RefSeq and is a predicted model, not a curated record. Gene Ontology annotation, molecular function: DNA-binding transcription factor activity, RNA polymerase II-specific; RNA polymerase II cis-regulatory region sequence-specific DNA binding.